AUGAGCAUCAGGACCCCACCCACACUCCUGCAGCUGGCAGGAAAACGCCUGCUGAGAGACCAGGCCUUGGCCAUCGCAGCUCUGGAGUACCUGCCUGCCGAGCUCUUCCCACAACUGUUCAUCCUGGCCUACCGUCGUAGACGCCACAAGGAGUCCCUGAAGGCGAUGGCACAAGCUUGGCCCUUCACUGUCCUCCCUCUGGGGGGAUUGAGGCAUCGACUUCGAGUUAAUAUCUUAAAAACUGUGUUGGAUGGGCUUGAUGUUCUGCUUGCCCAGGAGGUUUGCCCCAGGAGGUGGAAACUGCGGGUGUUGGAUUUAAGGAACCUGGGUGCAGACUUCUGGAGAAUGUGGUGUGGAGACAGCACCCAAGAGCCCCCACCGAUUUGUCCAGUGGAUGUGCACAGGUCCAGCCCCAACAUAGAGCACCCCUUAACUCCCGUGGAGGUGUUCCUAGACCUUAACUUCAAGGAAAGGGACAGAGAUGAGUUUUUCAUGUACGUCAUCCAAUGGGCCCAGCAGAGGGAAGGGCUGGUACACCUGUGCUGCAAGACACUGAGGAUUGCUGCGGUGCCCUUCCAGAGGGUGAGGCAGGUCCUGGAUGCGGUGCAGUUGGUCUGUAUCCAGGAGGUGGAACUGAAGUGCACCUGGGACCUGCCCACACUGAGGAUGUUUGCUCUUUACCUGGGGCAGAUGAGGAACCUGCAGAAACUCUCUCUCUCCCACAUCCAUAUAUUGGGUGAGGAGGAAGAGGUGGAAGAACAGGAGGAAGAUGUCCAAGAGUGCCUGAAGACCCCCUUGGAAAAAUUCACCAUAAGUCAUUGCCGGUGCCUGACCAAUUUAGACCUGACACACCUGUUCCUGAGCCCGCACCUCAGGCAACUGAAAUCCCUGACUCUGUAUUGUGCCAGCCUCGCUGAUUUUAGUCCCGUGUUCCUCCGAGCUCUGCUGGAGGCAGUGACACCCCCCCUCCAGGCCCUGAGCCUCGAUAAGUGUGCCAUGGUGGACUCCCAAGUUGAGGCCAUCCUGCCUGUCCUGAGCCGCUGUCACCAGCUCAGUUUCUUCACCAUCACUCAGAACCGCCUGUCCUUGGCCACCGUGGGGAAGCUGCUGCGCCACACAGCCGGGCUGCGCAGCUUAGAGCUGGAGUUGUACCCCGUCCCCCUGGAGUGUUACACGACCCAGGGCACUGUCAACAUGGAGAGACUUGCCCUGGUCCGGGCUGAGCUGACAGGAAUACUGAGGGAGUUAGGAAAGAGCAGGAUGAUCCUGCUUGUCAACAAGCACCGUGGCUACCCGGAAUAUUAUGAUGUGGAAUUUUCAUGCCAGCUAGACUGUUCUGUGCCCCUGUAA
Pipistrellus nathusii (Nathusius's pipistrelle) is the source of this 1350-nucleotide messenger RNA. Lineage: Eukaryota; Metazoa; Chordata; Mammalia; Chiroptera; Vespertilionidae. The record is from the annotation of a GenBank genome assembly.